AUGGGGAAAAAGACGCGCGUGCAGCUGCACGAACAGACGCCGACUCGAAACCCGUUUGUCGUUAUCAAACAUGUCAUUGAGCAGGAGGGCCCGCGCUCACUGUACAAAGGGUGCUCGACCCUCGUGGCGGGGACGGUGGCCAAGGAUGCGAUCCGGUUCAUCUCGUUCGACACCAUCAAGGCACAGUUCAAGGACCCGGAGACCGGCACGCUGUCACCGCUGAGGAACCUGAUGGCCGGGAUCAGCGCCGGGGUCGUCGCGAGCACCUUUGCCGUGACGCCGACGGAGCGGAUCAAGACGGCGCUGAUCGACGACGCGCGCUCGGAGCGCAAGUUUCGUGGCCCCGUCCACGCCACAGCGACGCUCAUCAAGGAACACGGCGUCCUCAGGGCCCUGUAUCGCGGCUACGUCACGACGACGCUGAAGCAGGCCAGCACCACGGCGGUGCGGCUGGGCACGUACAACAUCCUCAAGGACUUUGAGCGGCUGCGCAACAUCCCCCAGACCACCGCCACCACGUUUGCCAACGGCGCCGUGGCCGGCACGAUUGUCGUCUUCGCCACACAGCCAUUCGACACGCUCAAGACCCGCGCCCAGUCCGUCCGGGGCGAGGGGGUGCUGGAGGCCUGGAACGGCGUCAUUGCCGACUACGGCUUCCGUGGCCUCUGGAGGGGCAGCACCAUGCGGCUGGGGAGGACCGUGUUGGCUGGCGGCAUCCUCUUCACCACGUAUGAGUGGAUUGCUGCGUUGAUUCAGCCGGCCUUGGAAAAGACCCGGCUCGCACCUACGACCGCCAAAGAAUGA
This is a messenger RNA of Fonsecaea pedrosoi CBS 271.37, 804 nucleotides long. RefSeq lists its product as uncharacterized. The coding region runs from base 1 to 804 and encodes 267 amino acids. The record is from RefSeq and is a predicted model, not a curated record. The transcript is spliced from 2 exons. Gene Ontology annotation, biological process: mitochondrial citrate transmembrane transport. NCBI's taxonomy places the organism in Eukaryota, Fungi, Ascomycota, Eurotiomycetes, Chaetothyriales, Herpotrichiellaceae.